Molecule: messenger RNA, 1525 nt
Organism: Dendroctonus ponderosae (mountain pine beetle)
Lineage: Eukaryota; Metazoa; Arthropoda; Insecta; Coleoptera; Curculionidae
Product: innexin inx2
Exons: 4
Coding region: 318-1382 (354 amino acids)
Biological process (GO): phototransduction
Cellular component (GO): gap junction; plasma membrane
Molecular function (GO): gap junction channel activity
Source: RefSeq, a predicted model, not a curated record
UGCCGUAUAUUUUAUCAAAAAAGUCUUAAAUCUGUAUAAACAUUUUGUUUCCGGAAAUAUAUUUUGCUUGAAUUGUUCUUUGUAAAUCGCUUAUCCAUUAAGUGAAGUUGCAUUAGCCUUAUAGGUAUAACAAAAAUAAAAAUGAUAUGUUCUAGCUAAAAUUAACAUUGACUUCUAGUUAAAGUAAAUGUUUAAAUUAAACUUUGGGGCGCUGGCAACGUUGGGGAGCUUUACGUAACUGUCAAUUUGAUUACUUGUCAGUUAGUUUCAGUUCUUUUUGUUUUAAUCGGUUCGCGCGAAGCUGCGGGGUUUUCAAAAUGCAGGACUUUUUAAGAAACUUUCAAAACCUAAUCAGAAACGACAACGCGCGUACCGAUAAUAACGUAUUUCAGUUGUACUACAAGUUUUCAGUUAUCAUGUUUUUCGUGUUUUCCAUACUAUUGUCUAGUAAGCAAUAUUUUGGGGAUCCCAUUCACUGCGACGUGGAGUCGCUUAAAAAGGAAAUUGUCGAUGUUAUUUGCUGGUCGUCGGGAACCUUUACCGUCCAGGAAACGCUUCAAGACACGUACUUGUCCUCCCAAUCAUUAGGUGGACUUGGUAACGAAGUAGGCAAGACCACCUAUUCCCUUUUGUACUAUCAAUGGAUAUGUUUGCUGUUUUGCAUACAAGCCUUACUGUUCUAUGUGCCCAGGUAUUUGUGGAAAUCCUGGGAAGGAGACCGUCUGGGGCAAAUCGUUAAGGAUCUAUGUGGUCCUUUGGUAUCUGAGAAAUGGACGAAAUCUUACAAGUAUAAAAUCAGAACGUACAUCUUGAGCAACGAGAAUCAUAACACUUUCGCGUAUCGCUUUGCUUUCUGUGAAUUAUUGAACUUUAUAAUUUUGAUUUUCCAAUUCGUUUUGAUGAAUUGGUACCUGAAUGGCAAUUUUUCUCAUUACGGAUACGAAGUUAUGAUCGAACCAUGGCCGUACACGUUCAACAAAGUUUUCCCUAAGAAGACCAAAUGCACGUACUCGAGGUUCGGUCCGUCAGGAUCAGUGCAAACACACGAUGCGCUCUGCAUACUGCCAUUGAAUACUUUAAACGAGAAGUUCUUCCUGCUCAUUUGGUUCUGGAUGAUUUUUCUCUUUGCGGUCACCAUAUGCGCUUUACUCUACAGAAUUACAGUGCUCACCUCGCAGCAAUUUCGAAUCUUCUUGCUAAUGGCCCAGGCACGCAGUUUAAGCAGGAAGAAAGUCAAAGUUGUUGGGAAACGCGUGUCUCAUGGGCAGUUUUUCCUUCUGUAUAACAUCGGGAAAAUGUUGAAUCCCAUUAUCUAUCGCGAACUACUGAUGUCUAUCUUUGAGCACUUGUCCGACAAGGACCCUAAUAGUUUAGAUUUUUGAUGUUUUUUUGUUACAUUUACAAGGUUUCCUUUGUUAUCCACAGGAUUUUGUGUUAUUUUUAGUGUCGUGUCGAAGUAUUAUGUUUAUUUUUUGAGAAACUACUGUUUAAGUGCAUUUUCCGCCACAAGCCGUGAGCAGUAUUA